CGUGGGAGUAUCGGAGAAAGGGAGGUGGUGAGAUGAGGCUGUGAGGGGUGUAGUCCUUAAUCUCCUGUACGUCCCCGUGUUGUCCAUGGCGUAGCAACAGGUGGCCUUAGCCCUUGCUUCUCCCAAUGAAAUGGGCUGACUUCCGAACAGUGUUUGGUUGGCUUGAGGAUCAACGGGGUAGGAGACCUGGAGGCUUAUUAUCUGGAGAGAACAAGUUCCAUUUUGGUCUCUGGUUCCUCAUGAUUGGGGCAUGGGCUGAGAUACUGGGGUCACAGUGGCUCUCCUGUGGAGCAGGGGCCAGGACUGGGGUUCAGCUUAGUGCUCCACACACCCUACUGAAGGGAUGGAUGUAAGUAAUAAAUAGGCUGUGAUGAUCCGGGGGGGAAAUGUCUAGGAUGGAGAGAACACUCUUGCUUUCUUUAGGACCCUAGAGCCUUCCCGUGUGGAGUUCCAUAGUUAUUGCCUUGCCUGAUGUUUUUGUUUUGUUUUCUUUUAAAUAAGCGGUAGUUCUUCUUUUUUUUUUAAGAUUUUAUUUAUUAGAGAGCACAUCUGAAAGAGAGAGAAAGAGCGGGGCAGAGGCAGAGGGAGAAGCCGACUCCCCGCUGAGCAGAGAGCCCAGUGCAAUGGGGGGCUCCAUCCCAGGACCCUGGGAUCAUGACCCGAGCCCAAGGCAGACGCAUAACCCACUGAGCCACCCAGGUGCCCUUUGCCUGAAGUUUUUUUAAACCUGAUUCGAGAAAGACAAAACUCAGGCCUUGGUCUCCAUUUCAGUGGAUGGAAUGAGCAAGGACCUACUGUCGCUUUGUCAACUUCUUGCUGGUAUCCCCAUGGACAGUGGACCCUCCCCCUACUUCUGGGGGCCUUGUGUGCCUUGAUUUCUGGAGAGGGAAAGUGAGGGUCAGGGGGGCAACUGUGUACCUAACAGCUCACCAUGUUGCAUUAGGGUCCCUUGAGGCCAUGAAGACGUGACCCCUGUUGCCUUCUUCUAGGGCUCCUCCAUGGGGAGCCCCUUUCUCCCUACUCACCCCCACUCCCCUGCCCCCGGAAGUGCAGAGGCCCAGGAGCUGCCUGCUGGCAACAACAGCCACAGCCAGAUUAGUUCAGGGAAGGACUUGCUCACCUGCUCCUCCCCUCUGACUCAAGUCCUAACAAGUAACCUGGUUCCCCUGGGCCGGCAGGCGGCCUAGGAGGAAAGGCAGGCGGGCCAGCAGGCGGGCCCAGAGGGAGGGGCGGCCAUCGCGGCGGCGGCAACAGCAAGUGGAGCCUGAGCCAGGUCACAGAGAGAGCAGGGGAGGCCGGCCUGUGGCCUGGGACUCCCUGCGGCGACAUGCGACACCCCGCAGCCCCCUGACCUGGGAACAGGGGCUGUCCCUGGGAUCCUGGACUCAACCCCAGGAGCAGCUGGGGAAACUGCAGGCCACCGCCACAUCCUGGCUCAGGUUGGGAACGGGGUCACCCCUCCCUCCUCUGUGCCCCCGCCUCCCAGAAAUCCACCAUGGAGAGUAAGGAUGAGGUCAGCGACACCGACAGUGGCAUCAUCCUGCAGUCUGGCCCCGACAGCCCGGUGUCCCCGCUGAAGGAGCUGGCGCCCGCGGGCCGCGAGCAGCAGAGGGCCCUGGAGGCGCGGCUGGAGGCGCGGCUGGAGGAGCUGAGGCGGCUGUGCCUCAGGGAGGCGGAGCUGACGGGGCUGCUGCCCGCGGAGUAUCCCCUCAGGCCCGGGGAGAAGGCGCCCAAGGUGCGGCGCAGGGUCGGGGCGGCCUACAGGCUGGACGAGCGGGCCCUGCGCGGAGAGGACCCGCUGGGCGGCCUGGAGCGCGAGCUGGCGGUGCAGCGGCAGAUCGCGGCGGCGGCGCGGCGGCUGUGCGGCGAGGAGCACCUGAGCAGGCAGGCGCGGCGGCAGCGGAAGCACGAGGUGCAGCGGGAGGAGGAGAAGCUGAGGGCGCUGCAGCGCUGCCUGCGGGAGCGGAGGCGCUCGGCCGGGGCGGCCCCCGCCGCGCGGGCCCUGGGCCGAGAGCUCAGUGCCUCAGAUGACAGCUCCCUCUCCGAUGGGCUACUCCUGGAGGAAGAGGAAUCCCAAGUGCCAAAACCGCCCCCAGAGUCCCCAGCUCCACCUUCCCGGCCUCUCCCACCCCAGAGCCUCGAGGGGUUGCAGCCAGCAGGAUCUGAGGCUGGGGGCCUGGAGCGGGCUCCCAUCCAGAACAGCCCCUGGAAGGAGACCAGCCUGGACCACCCCUAUGAGAAGCCCAGAAAGUCUUCCGAACCCAAUAGCGAGUCCAGCCCAGCCACCACACCCCAGGAUGGGCCCAGUACCUCCAGCCUGUGGCUGCUGGAGCCUGCCUCCUACCACGUGGUUCCCAUCCGCAGUGUUCCUGGCCAGCGGCAGGGCCGCACCAGUGCCCCAGCCACCCCCGAGAUGCAGGGGAGGAGGGGCCAGUCGCAGUCUCUGAGGACGGACUCCUUCCGGGCGGGUCCCGAGGGCCGAGGUCGCAGCGCCUUCCCCCGCCGCCGCCCCACCCACUACACCGUGACGGUGCCGGACUCCUGCUUCCCCGCCGCCAAGCCCCCGCUGCCGCUCGCCGCCUACCACUCCUGCUCCGAGGACAGCGGCUCCGACGUCUCCAGCAUCUCGCACCCCACGUCCCCGGGCAGCAGCAGCCCCGACAUCUCCUUCCUGCGGCCCCUGUCCCCGCCCCGCCGCCCGCCGCCCCGCGGGGCCUGGGCCGCGCUCCGCCUGCAGCCGCCCGCGCCCUUCCCCGCCGCGCGCUACGUGCUGGUGGCCGAGGGGCCCCUCCCGCCGCCCGCGCUGGGCCCGGCCUACGACGCGGAGCCGCUGCGCUGGCAGCGCCCGGGGGCCUCCCGCAGCCGCCCGGGGCGCUCGCCGUCGCUCCGGGACAGCCCCGCGGGCCGCGCGCUCAGCAGGGCCGCCGUCUCCGAGGAGCUCAGGUCCUGGCACGAGCGCGCGCGCCUCCGCAGCGGCCGCCCGCACUCGCUCGACCGCCAGGGCGCCUUCCGCGUGCGCAGCCUGCCCCCCGGGAGGGAGGGCUGCGGCCGCGCCCCGGGGCCCCGGAUGCAGGUGGCCACAGUGUAUGUGCCCCGGAGAUCACCCGAAGGGGCCCCCGUGCAAGUCUUUGUGCCUGAGAAGGGCGAGAUCAGCAGCCAGGUGUAACCAAGGCCAGUGUCACCGUGUGCCCCAAACGCCUUGGCCCAGUUGCCGGAAAAGACUGAUCCACAGCGGGGCUGGCGCUGAGCCCUCCCACCUUGAGUGCCUUCUUCAGCUCCUUUACCCCCAUCGCAGGUCGAUGAGCCGUGGCUGAGCCUUUUUUUUUUCCCCCUUUUUUUAAUGGUUUUUGUUCAGAAUCCCUGGCGUUAGGAUUUAUAUUUUGUGAUUUGUCCUCAAGAUCCCUAUAAUAUGAUGAUGCUUUAUUCCCCAGAGGUUGGUCUACUAGACUUGAGGCCUUGCCUGUCUGAUGGCAUUUGUCUCCUUCUGCAAGACAGGUGGCAGGGGACGCAUGAGGAAGAGGGGGCCACAUUGAGCUUCCUCACAGACUCUAUCCUCUGGCUCAGAGAACGUCCCCAGAGAACAGCGCCUGUCUCCCUGCAGCUGGAGGCAUGCUAGUGUGGCUCCCCUGCCCCCAGUUUCCCAGAGAGCUGGGUGCUGUCGGGGUGCCUGGGGAGGGGGUGAAUCUCCUUCCCCCUUUGUAAUGUGCUCUGUGAUGCACACAGGAAGUGGUAUGGCAAAGAUCAUACGUCCCGGUGGAGUGUUGUCUUCCUGGAGGGACCCCACUAUUUUUCUCACCCCAUAACCCCCCCCCACACACACAUACGUAGGGGUCCCAGUCACUCACCAUAUGCCUUCUGUGCCUUCUGGGCUCCUGCAACCGCUCAGACCUCUGAGCCUUGAAAGUGAGGCUUCACCAGAUUGUAGCAUUCGGCAGCCCGGGCUAGGGGCUGGCCUGUGCUAGCCCUCGUUUGGUGGAGGGCAGCUCACGCUCUGACCACCUUCUCUGGGCAUCGGGAAGGCUUGCAACCCCACCUUUUUCAUUAUAGUCCUAAAAGCCACGCCUUCCAGAUAAUUUUGGAAAGGCACCAUGUUUGUGGCAUGUUCACAUGGGAGGAGGUGGGGGUCACUGCCCCUUCUACUCCUCACCCAGCUUUGCUUCUGCUCUGAGACUGGAUUUCCUUGAAACGGGGCAAGUCCUUAUUUUUACAAACAGGGGAAUACUCACGCUUAAGGGCGUUCACUAACGGUCCCAUCCGCUGAGACUUGAGCAGGCCUGGAAACUGGUUGUGCUCAGACCAUCCCAUAGUCCCUGGGUUCUCAUCCUAGAGCCCUUUUGCCCUCAGAUCCCCUGCUCCCAGGAGAAUGCACCGAGCAGAGGCGAGGGAGGGCUGAGUUCUGGUUCUGCCCCUGCAGAACCCUUUCCCCUCCAGGGCCCUGGACUUGCACAGAGACUACGAGAACAGCUUAAACCUCCGAGAACACGGAUGCCUGACCCUGGAAAAACACACUGGACAGAAGGCCGUGUCGCCAACUGCGCGAGGUGGCCGAGGGGGCGAUGUAGGUGGCCUGUCAGAGGAAUGUGGGGAAGAAGAGAGCCUGAGAGGCAGCACCUGUAUUUCCGUCACUGCGCUCUUCCCACAUCCUGCAGCUCCCCCACGUUUGGGGUGGACUGUGGCCCCGUUACUUUCCGAUGUCCUCCUCUGGAUUCUGUUCUUUCGUUUUGUCUCUAAGCCCCUUUCACGGGUGUACGGGCAGCUCCCCUCCCUGUGUCCCCCCGGGAGCCCAGAGCUCCCCUAGGCUGAGCCAGGAGACAUCCGAGCACCCCACACACGUGAGCGUCCUUUAUGUUAACUUAUUGGUCCUGGGCGAUGCCUGGUACAGUUGCAGGGGCUGCCUCCUAGGCUGCGAGGCUGGAGCUGUGGGGGUGCGGUGCCAAGUAUGUCAAUAAAGUCUGUGCCUUGUGAUGGA
Messenger RNA from Nyctereutes procyonoides (raccoon dog), 4969 nucleotides. RefSeq names its product innate immunity activator (gene INAVA). NCBI's taxonomy places the organism in Eukaryota, Metazoa, Chordata, Mammalia, Carnivora, Canidae. The transcript has 10 exons. The record is from RefSeq and is a predicted model, not a curated record. Gene Ontology annotation, biological process: positive regulation of protein ubiquitination; adherens junction maintenance. Bases 1496 to 3166 code for a protein of 556 amino acids.